Molecule: messenger RNA, 2722 nt
Organism: Polistes dominula (European paper wasp)
Lineage: Eukaryota; Metazoa; Arthropoda; Insecta; Hymenoptera; Vespidae
Biological process (GO): regulation of transcription by RNA polymerase II
Cellular component (GO): nucleus
Molecular function (GO): DNA-binding transcription activator activity, RNA polymerase II-specific; RNA polymerase II cis-regulatory region sequence-specific DNA binding
Source: RefSeq, a predicted model, not a curated record
AAAAAAAAAAAAAAUAAAAAAAAUCGAGUUUCUAUUUUAACCAACAUAAACUUGACUUCGACGGUUACGUAUUUGAUUCACGUUGUAUUCAUAAUGGCCGACUUCGAGAUUCACUUAUCAUUUCCCUAACUUCAUGAUUGUUGUGUACGGCAUUUGUUUGCGCUGAAGUUCGUCUCUAAUGGUUUUGUUAUUAUCGCUAAUGCCGGUUGAAAGUAGUGAUUCUUCUUAGAAAACAGAAUAAAUACAAAUAAGUGGACUUUUUACAAGAAACUUGACACAUCAGCGUUCAGAUUCGGUAAUGGCCUUGAUACAGCACUUGGAUAGAUGCGGCCAAGACUUUAAUCCAAAGGAAUUUGAAGAUAUUAAAGAAAACAAGAAGCAAGAAACUUGUAAGGAAACAGUCAUAGCUUCUGAGGUCUUAAUGGAUACACAUAUUGAGCAGAUUAAUCAAACUUUUCUAACGACUGUAAAUAAUAAUGAUAUAAUGAUAGUAGGAGAAUCUGAAACUAUACGAGUUGACGAAAAUGGAGACAUUAAAGUAAUAGAAAAGACUGGUAUGGAGAAAUCAGAAGUAGAUCAUAAUUCGUUGGACUUAAAAAUGAAUGAAAAAUUAAAUGAUAUCGUUGACGUUGAAAGAGAUGAUAAAUCUUCGAUGUCAAAUACAUUGGUAACUCCAUCAACCUCUGGCACAGAAGAUAUAUCAGAAGAUAAAAAUAUAAUAACCAUUUUAUCCGGUGGUUCGGAACUUUUGGAUGGAGGUGGUAGUGCCUUGAUAAAUAUGGACCAUAUAAAUGAUGUUGGGCAACUUGACGAAAGUGGAUUACUUCGUGUUAAACAGGAGAUCUCAGAGGUAAAAGUAGAAAAGCUAGAACCAGAAGCAGUUUAUAGCUGUACAACUUGCGACAUGAGCUUCAAUUCCGUUUUUGAACAUAUUAACCAGUUUCAUGAUGGACAAGAAGUGUUACUCGAAAUGGCAGACCAGUUGGACGAUUUAUCAUCUGUACCCACAACUUCUGUUCUCCCAGAGGAAACUGAUAAUACUGCUAAUACGCAAUCUCAAACUAUGAAUACACUUUAUACUGAAGAAUGUGUAGAUAGUGAAGGAAGAUUAUAUACUAGAAAAGUUGUUCAAGUAGAAAGAUUUUGGGAUAGAAAUUCAAUGGAAGUAGUACCACCAGUGCAAUCCGCUAAGGCGCCAAUGAUUGAGAAAUUUUUUUCCAAUGUAGAAGGCGUUAAGGUGAGAGAGAAGAGGAUAGUUCCUACGUCAGUGAAAAUGUACAGAUGUAAUAAUCAAGGUCUCGAACAAUUCAAUAAACUGACAAAUUUUCGAGAGCACGCAUGUCUUCGGGGAAAUAAUCGUUGUGAUACUUGCGAUCAAACUUUCGCAACGUCAAAAGCGUUACAACUUCAUUCCAAGGUACACGAGGCUGAAUCUGAUUCUAAUCAACGAGUAUUUGUAUGUCCUACGUGCGGUACGGAAUUUUGUUCUCACAAAAGCUUACGAUUGCAUUCUCGUAUGCACGCGCCGGUGAGAGCAAGACAUGUCGAUGCACCGGAAGGACAUCGAGAUGCGACCUUUACUUGUCCCGAGUGUGGUAAAACUUUAUCAGAAUCGUAUAAAGAAGCGCACAUGUCAUUGCAUACAGGUGAAUCUGUAACUUGUACAGUUUGUAACAGAAAGUUUGACUCUGCUGAUAGUUUAGCGAUGCAUGCCGCGGUCCACACCGAAUUGAGUCAAUCACAUUCUCCGACUCCUCCUACGAGCGAAGUCAAUGAGUCGACUGAAAAUCAAAAACCCUAUCAGUGCCAACACUGCGGUAGAAGAUUUACUAGACCGCACGAGAAGGUAAAACACGAACGUAUUCAUACCGGAGAGAAGCCUCAUAUUUGCGAAGUUUGUGGAAAAACUUUUCGUGUUUCAUACUGUUUGACGUUACAUAUGAGGACACAUACAGGAGUAAGACCAUACGGCUGUCAACAUUGCGGCAAAAGGUUUAAAGCUUCUUCUGUGUAUAAUCAUCAUUUACUUACUCACGGAGAGGAGCGUGCUUAUACAUGUCCUUAUUGUCCAAAAACGUUUAAAACUAGAGUACAGUUAGCCGGUCAUAAGAAUAGUCAUACCAAGCCAUUUCGUUGUACGGAAUGCUCGAGACCUUUCGCAUCUUUGUACGCGGCAAGAGCGCACAUUCAAACGCAUAAGAAAGACAAUAAUUUAAAAUUUAGUUGUAAAAUCUGUGGAGCGUCUUACGGUAGAGCGUUUGCUUUAAAAGAUCACUUGAAACAGCAUGAUCAAGAUACAUUGAUUCUCCCGGAGCCUGCACGAGAGGAAGAAGUACGCGAAGCUGGUAAUUUCUUGUUUACAGAAGAGGAUAUUGAAGAAAAAUUAAUUAUUCCAUCUUCUAUAACUGUCGUACAAUCUUCUGAGCCAGAAGAUACGGAUUAAAAUUGUGAUAUCUAGUCGGUAAAUUGUUCUAACUUGUAGUUUACUGUUUCGCGUUUGUUUAUUUGUUUGGGAAUGAUGAAACGAUUGGAAUUUUUCUUCAUUACACAAUAUUUAAAUAUCUAUUCUAUUCUAUUCUAUUCUUCUAUUUUUACGAAAACGUUGUGUUAUAAUGUAAUAUAACUUAUGACUUUGACUUGUGAUAGCAAUGUAAAUGAACAUUUUACUUUGCUACAAAAGCAAGUAAGCAAAUAUUCGAAUGAAAAAUAUUUUUUAAAAUUA